This is a messenger RNA of Triplophysa dalaica, 2427 nucleotides long. RefSeq names its product solute carrier family 15 member 1b (gene slc15a1b). Gene Ontology annotation, molecular function: dipeptide transmembrane transporter activity. The transcript is spliced from 23 exons. Gene Ontology annotation, biological process: oligopeptide transport; transmembrane transport. Bases 64 to 2211 code for a protein of 715 amino acids. Gene Ontology annotation, cellular component: membrane. The record is from RefSeq and is a predicted model, not a curated record. NCBI's taxonomy places the organism in Eukaryota, Metazoa, Chordata, Actinopteri, Cypriniformes, Nemacheilidae.
AGUGCGUAUGUGUGUCUCUCUGUUCUAAAGGAUAAUCUAGAAGCCAACCACAUAGCCGUCAUCAUGGAGGACAAUGAAAAUGGAAAAGAGAAGAAGACCAGGAAAAGUCCGGAGUGUUGUGGUUAUCCGAUAAGCAUAUUUUUCAUUGUGGUGAAUGAGUUCUGUGAGAGAUUCUCCUACUAUGGCAUGAGAGCUGUGUUGGUGCUGUACUUCAGAUAUUUCCUCCGCUGGGAUGAUGAUUUGGCCACCACCAUCUACCACACAUUUGUGGCUCUGUGCUACCUAACACCCAUCAUGGGGGCCGUCAUUGCUGACUCAUGGCUGGGCAAGUUCAAGACAAUCGUGUCCUUGUCCGUAGUCUACUGUAUUGGCCAGGUGGUCAUGGCCGUCAGCUCCAUCCAUGACAUCACAGACACCGAUAGAGAUGGCACACCUGACAACUUGACCUUACAUAUUGCUUUGUCCAUGGUGGGACUCCUUCUUAUUGCCUUGGGAACGGGAGGUAUUAAACCAUGUGUGGCUGCGUUUGGAGGAGAUCAGUUUGAAGAUCAUCAGGAAAAACAAAGGAGCACAUUCUUCUCCAUAUUUUAUCUGUCUAUUAACGCCGGCAGUCUUCUGUCCACGCUCAUCACUCCCAUUCUGAGAUCUCAGGAGUGCGGUAUCCACACAAAGCAGCAAUGUUACCCGCUAGCUUUCGGCGUCCCGGCAGCUCUCAUGUUGGUCGCCCUCGUUGUGUUUAUCGUUGGCAAAGGCAUGUACGUUAUGGACACCCCUAAAGGCAACGUCCUGCUGCAAGUUAUGAAAUGCAUUGGAUUUGCAAUUAAGAACCGUUUCAGAAAACGUGGUAAGCAGUAUCCAAAGAGAGAGCACUGGAUGGACUGGGCCGAAGAUAAAUAUGAUAAACUUCUGAUCGCUCAAGUGAAGAUGGUAUUAAAGGUGCUGUUUCUCUAUAUCCCUCUGCCAAUGUUCUGGGCUUUAUUUGACCAGCAGGGCUCCCGCUGGACUCUCCAGGCUACCACGAUGAAUGGCAAUUUUGGAGCAUUUAAUAUUGAACCAGAUCAGAUGCAGAUUGUCAACCCCAUUCUGAUUAUUAUUAUGGUGCCCAUCAUGGACAAUCUAGUCUAUCCACUAAUCAAAAAGUGCCAUGUUAACUUUACGCCUCUACGGAGGAUAACCGUUGGUAUGCUGCUGGCUGCAUUAGCAUUCGUGGCUGCUGCCCUUCUGCAGAUUCAGAUCGAUAAAACGUUGCCUAAAUUCCCCUCCAGCUCCCAAAGCCAAGUAAAGUUCCUGAACUUGGAGAGCACAAAUCUGUCUGUUUCUGUGGCUGGACAACAGCCAUUUGAUGUACCUGCUUUUGAGGCCUCGGGUGAAUAUUUGACAAUUGAAGAUGGCAACUUUACAGUGUCAGUUGAAGGAGGAAACCCUGUUAUUGCUUCUUUCCCUAAAGGAGCGAGACAAACAGUUUUAUUUGAUGCCUCGGGUCUCUUAGAAACCAUUGAAGACUUAACAAAGAAACCAGAGCAAGGAGUUAAUGACAUCAAGUUUGUGAAUGGCUUUAGAUUACCGAUAAACAUCUCAACGAAGUCUCAAAUAUUGGGUUUCAUCGCUCCAUUGAAAGUAUCGAACAACACAAGCGUUCGCCAGGGCAAAACGGACUUCAUUAUUGAAAACGCGGUAGGCAAGUGCACUUACACCAUGCAGCUCGGCUUCGGUAGUUCCUACACGAUCCUGAUCCCCAGCAACUUCCGUUUUGACACAAACUUCUGCGAGAACAUUAAGACAACAGAGAAUAUCGUGCCGAAUACGGUCCACAUGGCCUGGCAGGUCAUUCAGUACUUUCUGAUGACCUGCGGAGAAGUGGUGUUCUCUGUCACUGGAUUGGACUUUUCUUAUGCACAGGCUCCAAGCAACAUGAAGUCUGUCCUCCAGGCGGGUUGGCUGUUGACCGUAGCCGUGGGCAACAUUAUUGUGCUCAUCGUAGCCGAGGCAGGCACACUUCAGGACCAGUGGGCAGAAUACGUGCUAUUCUCUUCGCUCCUGGUGGCCGUGAGCAUCGUCUUCGCCAUCAUGGCUUACUUCUACACCUACAUAGACCCGACAGAGAUCGAGGCUCAAUUUAUAGAGCACGAGCCAGAAGACAAGGAAAAGAAAGAUAUCGAGAUGACAAAGAGAGAUUUGGUUUCAUCAGAGAUCAAACAGACGAAGAUCUAAACGCAUCACUUCGUCAUCCUCCAGCUUACAAGUGUUCGUGUCUAUUGUCUUUCACUACUGUGAUCCGAGAACUGAUUCGCCAUUUUCUUAUCGUAGUUUGACUUGGGAUUCAUCAUAGUAGAUUUCCAAUUUCCAAGAAAUGGCCAAUUCAUCCUACAAUGUUCUGAAGUGGUUUGGAAUGAAUGCUAUGGUCAGUAUACUAUCAGAUGUGUGAUU